AUUUUUCAAUGUCUCGCGUUUUUGUGAAACAAUAUUGAUGCUGUGUAAACGAUUGCAAGAUUACGCGAAAUCUCGCCAGUUACUCAGCGUUUUUACGUACCACCGUAUAUAUGCCGAGUCUUAAGAAGAGUCUUUCUGAUUGGUCCAUUGGUUACAUUAGUCAGCUAUUUGUGCUCAUUCAUUGGCUUAUAUAAAGAAGAGACUAUCAAAAUUAUCAGUUACUGUCAGUGGCUCUAAAAGUGACGGUCGGUAAUCGAGUGAUAAGUGAUUGUGUUUUUAUGUAUGAAAGUCAUUCAUAUUAAUCAUUCCAUACAUUAUUGAUCUACGUCACAGUUUAAGUUCUUCAAAAUCGAUCACACAUCUGAUAUCAUCAUCUUAAUAAAUAAUUAUACUUCAUAUUUGUGAAGUUAAUCACCUUUCACAAAGAGUGAAAUAUUAUAAUACAAGUAAUAAUCAAAUGCAGUGAAGUGAUUGUUAUAAUUUUUUUUUAAUGAAUCAGAUACACUUUGACAUUUUAUAAUUGGACAUAAAAUAAAAUAUAAUAUAACAUCAAAAAUAAAAUAUAACAUCAUAAGAGUGCUAUUCUGUACAUACUACCGGCGUUCCAGGAAUAUAUUUGAAAAUUUAAAGAUUAAUCAAAACAUAGUUUAGUUGGAAAAAAAAUGCAUGGAGACAAGCAAGCAAUAAUGAAAUUGCCCAUCUUGCUAGAUGUUUCAAAAAACGAAUUGGAAGACUUAAUAGAGAAAGCAAAGGAUUGGGCUCUCAUGAAUGGGAUGUGUUUGAGAUCAAAAAUAAAUUUUAACAGAGAUGUUUUGCAGUUUGCACCAUUUGUGCUUUUUCCAUCACCGUUCCCACGAGAAGAAUUUCAAAAUGCUUGUGACAUUCAGAUUACUUUAAACAUACUUAUACACAGAGUAGCUCAUGAUUAUGAUUUUUUGAAAGAGACUUUGGAAGAAACUAUAAAAGUUGAUGACUUCACCAGGAACUUAUUUGAUAUUUAUGAAACUAUUCAUAAGGAAGGGGCUGCUCAGAAAAUAUCUCUUGGUAUAUUACGCUCAGAUUUAAUGUUAGAUACCAGUUGUCCAAAGAAAGACAAUAAGAAACUCAAGCCUCACUGCUGUUGGAAACAGGUUGAGAUAAAUACAAUUGCUUCGGGAUUUGGUUGGCUAGGACCCGCAUCUACGCAGUUACACAAGUUUAUUUUGCAAGAAAUUGGUUAUACAGCCGAAUUGAGCAAUCUUCCUGAAAAUAAUGCGUUACAAACGCUGUGUUUAGGCAUGAUAGAAGCAUGGAAAUUAUAUGACAAUCCACAAGCUGUUAUUUUAUUUGUUAUUGAAGAUAUUACAUAUAAUAUCUGCGAUCAACGUUUUCACGAAUUUGAAAUACGAGAACAGAAUCCAAAUGUGAAAGUGAUUCGCAGAAAUUUGACGCAAUUAGCAGACACUGCUAGACUAGGCUCUAAUAUGGAGCUAAUAGUGAAUGAUUAUAUUGUGUCUGUAGUCUACUACAGGUGUGGCUAUGAGCCUGGUCAAUAUCACACUAAAAAAGAGUGGGAUGUGAGAUUGCUAAUUGAGAGAUCAUUGGCAAUUAAAUGUCCAAGCAUUCAGUACCACUUGGCUGGUACCAAGAAGAUUCAACAAACUCUUGCAAAACCUGGUAUGGUUGCACGUUUUUUAAAGGAUGAAAAAACGGUGGCAAAAGUUAAAGAAAUAUUUACUGGACUAUAUCCACUGGACUUUGACGAAUAUGGUAAUACUGCUGUAGAAAUGGGAAUCUCGGAUCCCCAGCGUUUCGUGUUAAAACCACAGCGAGAAGGUGGUUGCAACAAUUUAUAUGGGACGGAUAUCAAGAACUUUUUAGAAUCUGUGAAAUCUGAACAGGCUCGAGUAGCUUGGAUUCUCAUGGAUCGAAUUAAUCCGCCGGUGCAUAAAAACUACGUCGUGAAACCUGGAACUAAUGUGGAUUUAGAUACGAAAGAGUUAGUCUCGGAAUUAGGCAUAUUCGGUGUUAUUAUCGGAGACGAUAAAAAUAUUAUUGUCAAUAAACAGGGUGGUCAUAUGUUAAGAACGAAAUUAGCUAUCGAUAACGAAGGCGGUGUGGCGACCGGCCUAGCCUUGCCAGACGUUAUAUAUGCGGUAGCAAAAUAUGAAGUGGGAGAUGAACCACGAGAGAUCUUUUUCUUUCGAGAGGGUAGCAUUGUUAUGUGGAAUAUUUCCGAUCUCGAGUGUAGCAACCUAUUGCAAUUUUUGAGAAAUUAUGAGCAGAAUCGUUACAUGAAAGAGCUGAUUCAUACUGAAACCGAGUUGAUGCAUUACACUUAUUCCGAUUCCGGGAAAAAAAGUCACUUGAAGGACGGCGAUAUCUUCUUGGCGCAAGAAGCUAGAAACUUGGACAAGUUGGACAAGUAUACAUUUUCUAAUGCCAUGGCGCAAUCUGUCAAAUUAGGCAUAUGGGAGGCAUCGUUGAAUCGUUAUGUCAAUUCAAUCGAAUUCGUCACGGAAGAUCUGAAAGCCGGAAGGAAGCUCCAGAUGACGCAACAGGAAGUGUUGAGAAAACAGGGUGAAUUAUUCGCUCUCAGACAUCGGAUUAAUCUGAGUUCGGAUCUGUUGGAUACACCUGAUUUCUACUGGGAACGAGAUGAUCUGGAAAAUUUAUAUCAACAAAUAUGCGGAUACUUUAGCAUCACAAAACGUACGAGAGUAAUAAAUGAGAGAUUAAAUCACUGUGUGGAACUAGUGAGCAUUUUAUCGUCGCAUUUGAGUGAUCGUCAUCACGUCCGUUUGGAGUGGAUGAUUAUCAUUCUUAUCAUGGUGGAAGUCGCUUUCGAAGUUUUGCAUUACAUCGAUCGGUAUCUUGUAAAAUAGCCAUCUAGCAACGACAGAUAGGCGGCACUUACGUGUUAUACACAAGCCAAGUAAUGUAGGUGUAAUUAAACAUUUAUUAUUUCGCUAAUAUAUAUUAGACAUGUUACAACUUGAAAAUAAUGCUUGUUUACAACUCGCAUUCUAAAAUAUCAAUCGAUUGUUCCUAUA
Cataglyphis hispanica is the source of this 3032-nucleotide messenger RNA. Its product is annotated as glutathione synthetase-like. Gene Ontology annotation, molecular function: glutathione binding; ATP binding; glutathione synthase activity. Gene Ontology annotation, biological process: glutathione biosynthetic process. Gene Ontology annotation, cellular component: cytosol. The coding region runs from base 663 to 2864 and encodes 733 amino acids. The record is from RefSeq and is a predicted model, not a curated record. The transcript has 6 exons. Lineage: Eukaryota; Metazoa; Arthropoda; Insecta; Hymenoptera; Formicidae.